Messenger RNA from Gloeophyllum trabeum ATCC 11539, 405 nucleotides. RefSeq lists its product as uncharacterized. Bases 1 to 405 code for a protein of 134 amino acids. Lineage: Eukaryota; Fungi; Basidiomycota; Agaricomycetes; Gloeophyllales; Gloeophyllaceae. The record is from RefSeq and is a predicted model, not a curated record. The transcript is spliced from 4 exons.
AUGGGCAGUAGGCACUGGGGAUACGACGAUGAGCAGGAGAACGACUAUGAAAGGGAGCGUGAUGAGGUAGACGAGGACGAUGAUCGAAACGGCGAUGACAUGGAGCGAGAGGAGGAGAUGGAGUCGGAUGCAGAUGACUACGUCGAAGAUUGGGCUCGCAAUGUGCCUCCAGUAUUCAUGGUCCUUCUUUUGAACAGGAGAGACGGUCCAAGAGGACGGAGUCCAAGUCGGCGAGGUCCAAACGAGCGAGGCGUAGGAGCCCCAGCGAUCCGCCCGGUAUCCGGGAAGCCCAAGGAACCCAAAACAGACAAGAACAAGGAUAAGAACGAAGACAAGGACAAGGAUAAGAAAGUAGCCCGCCCCAGCAGAGAUGAUAACUCGGAGAAGGAUGGAAAGAAAAAUUAG